This is a messenger RNA of Phytophthora sojae, 4134 nucleotides long. RefSeq names its product pleiotropic drug resistance protein ABC superfamily. The record is from RefSeq and is a predicted model, not a curated record. Gene Ontology annotation, molecular function: ATP binding; ATP hydrolysis activity; ABC-type transporter activity. Gene Ontology annotation, cellular component: membrane. Gene Ontology annotation, biological process: transmembrane transport. NCBI's taxonomy places the organism in Eukaryota, Oomycota, Peronosporomycetes, Peronosporales, Peronosporaceae. The coding region runs from base 1 to 4134 and encodes 1377 amino acids. The transcript has 2 exons.
AUGAACCCUUCCUCCGCCGCAGCUGACCAGUCCGCCGUCGAGGGCCCCGAGCUCAGCUACGAGUCGGGCAAGACCCUCAUGGCCCAAGGCCCGCAGGCUCUGCACGAACUCAUGGCCACCAAGAUCCACGCGGCAAUGGGCCGCCCCCUGCCGGAGAUGGAGGUGCGCUUCAGCAACCUAAAUCUGUCCCUGAGCGCCGACAUCGUCGUAGUCGACAACGACGGCUCCAAGCACGAGCUGCCGACCAUCCCGAACGAGCUCAAGAAGGUGUUCGUCGGCCCCAAGAAGCGCACGGUGCGCAAGGAGAUCCUCAAGGACAUCAGCGGCGUGUUCAAGCCGGGCAAGCUCACCCUGUUGCUGGGCCAGCCCGGCUCGGGCAAGUCGGCCUUGAUGAAGAUGCUCAGUGGCCGCUUCCCCAUUGAGAAGAACAUCACAGUGGAGGGCGACAUCACCUUCAACAACGUGCCUCGUGAGGAGACCAUCCAGACGCUGCCCCAGUUCGUGUCGUACGUGAACCAGCGCGACAAGCACUACCCCACGCUGACCGCCAAGGAGACGCUCGAGUUCGCGCACAAGUUCUGCGGCGGUGAGUACAUGCGUCGCGGUGAAGAACUGUUCUCCAAGGGCUCCGAGAAGGAGAACCUGGAGGCCCUUGAAGCCACCAAGGCCCACUUCGCACACUACCCGGAGAUCGUGAUCCAGCAGCUUGGACUGCAGAACUGCCAGGACACCAUCGUUGGUGAUGCCAUGCUCCGCGGUAUCUCCGGUGGUGAGCGCAAGCGCGUGACGACUGGUGAGAUGGAGUUCGGCAUGAAGUACGUGUCGCUCAUGGACGAGAUCAGCACGGGUCUCGACAGUGCCGCCACCUACGACAUCAUCAGCACGCAGCGCAGCGUCGCCCACACUCUCCACAAGAACGUGGUGAUUGCGCUGCUUCAGCCGUCCCCGGAGGUGUUUUCGCUGUUCGACGACGUCAUGAUCCUGAACGAGGGUGAACUCAUGUACCACGGACCUUGCGACCGUGUUCAGGACUACUUCGACAGCCUGGGCUUCUUCUGCCCGCCUGAGCGCGAUAUUGCUGACUACCUGCUGGACCUGGGCACGAACGAGCAGUACCGCUACCAGGUGCCGAACUUCGCGACCAAGCAGCCUCGUCGUGCCAGCGAGUUUGCCGACCUGUUCAAGCGGUCGGACAUCCACCAGGAGAUGCUGCGCGCUCUGGACGCCCCUCACGCCCCCGAGCUGUUGCAAAUUGCCAGUGAAAACAUGAAGCCGAUGCCGGUGUUCCACCAGUCCUUCCUGGAGAGCACCAUGACGCUGCUGCGGCGCCAGCUCAUGAUCACCUACCGCAACAAGCCGUUCGUCUUCGGCCGACUGACGAUGAUCAUCGUCAUGGGACUGCUGUACUGCACGACAUUCUACCAGUUCGACCCGACGCAGAUGUCGGUGGUCAUGGGUGUCAUUUUCUCGUCCAUUCUGUUCCUGUCCAUGGGUCAGUCGUCGCAGAUCCCGACGUACAUGGCCGAGCGUGACAUCUUCUACAAGCAGCGCGGCGCCAACUUCUUCCGCACGGCGUCCUACGUGCUGGCCACGUCGGCCAGUCAGAUCCCGUUGGCCAUCGCUGAGUCGCUCAUUUUCGGCACGCUCAUCUACUGGGUCUGUGGCUUCGACUCGAACGUUGCCAAGUUCAUCAUCUUCGUGGUCGUGCUGUUCCUCAUGAACCUGGCCAUGGGAAUGUGGUUCUUCUUCCUGUCUGCGGUUGGCCCCAACACGAACGUUGUGACGCCUCUGGGUAUGGUCUCCACGCUGAUCUUCAUCAUCUUCGCGGGCUUCGUUGUGACCAAGAGCCAAAUUCCCGACUACCUCAUCUGGGCGCAUUGGAUUAGCCCAAUGAGCUGGAGUCUGCGCGCCCUCGCCAUCAACCAGUACCGGUCCGACACCUUCAACGUGUGCGUGUACGACGGCAUCGACUACUGCUCCGAGUACGGCGGACUCACGAUGGGCGAGUACUACCUGGGCCUGUUCGGCAUCGAGACGGGCAAGGAGUGGAUCGCCUACGGCAUCAUCUACACGGUCGUUAUCUACGUGGUCUUCAUGUUUCUGUCGUUCCUGGCGCUCGAGUUCCUGCGCUACGAAGCCCCCGAAAACGUCGAUGUUUCUGAGAAGAUGGUUGAAGACGACUCCUACACGCUUGUGAAGACGCCCAAGGGUGUUAACAAGGCCAACGGCGACGUCGUUCUCGACCUUCCUGCUGCCGACCGCGAGAAGAACUUCACCCCCGUCACGGUUGCGUUCCAGGACCUGCACUACUUCGUUCCCGACCCGAAGAACCCCAAGCAAGAGCUCGAGCUGCUCAAGGGCAUCGACGGUUUUGCUGUCCCCGGAUCGAUCACCGCGCUCAUGGGCUCUUCGGGUGCCGGUAAGACGACGUUGAUGGAUGUGAUCGCUGGCCGCAAGACCGGCGGCAAGAUCACGGGCAAGAUCCUGCUGAACGGCUACGAGGCCAACGAUCUGGCCAUUCGUCGUUGCACGGGCUACUGCGAGCAGAUGGACGUGCACUCGGAGGCGGCCACGAUUCGCGAGGCCUUGACUUUCAGCUCUUUCCUGCGCCAGGAUGCAUCGAUCCCGGCCGCCAAGAAGUACGACUCGGUGAACGAGUGCAUUGAGCUGCUUGGACUUGAAGACAUCGCAGACCAGAUCAUCCGUGGCAGCUCGGUGGAGCAGAUGAAGCGACUGACGAUCGGUGUGGAGCUUGCUGCUCAGCCGAGUGUGAUUUUCCUGGACGAGCCGACGAGUGGCCUGGACGCGCGUUCGGCCAAGAUCAUCAUGGACGGUGUCCGUAAGGUGGCCGACUCGGGCCGCACCAUUAUCUGUACGAUCCACCAGCCUUCGUCGGAGGUGUUCUACCUGUUCGACAGCCUGCUUCUGCUGAAGCGUGGUGGUGAGACUGUGUUCUUCGGAGACCUGGGCCAGAACUGCCGCAACUUGAUCGACUACUUUGAGAACAUCCCUGGCGUGGUGCCGCUGCCCAAGGGCUACAACCCUGCGACGUGGAUGCUGGAGUGCAUUGGCGCCGGUGUCAGCAACGGUGCCGCUAAUCAGACCAACUUCGUCGAGUACUUCCAGAGCAGCCCAUACAACCAGCAGUUGCAGGCCAACAUGGCCAAGGAGGGCAUCACUGUCCCGUCGCCGGACCUCCCCGAGAUGGUCUUUGGCAAGAAGCGUGCAGCCAACUCGAUGACGCAGAUGAAGUUUGUCGUGUGGCGCUACAUCCAGAUGUACUGGCGCACGCCGACGUACAACCUCACGCGCAUGUACCUGGCCGUCUUCUUGGCUAUGCUGUUUGGCUUGAUCUUCGUGGAUGUCGACUACGCGUCGUACUCGGGCCUGAACUCGGGCGUCGGUAUGGUGUUCAUGGCCGCGCUGUUCAACUCCAUGAUGGCUUUCCAGAGCGUGUUGCCGCUCUCGUGCUCCGAGCGCGCCCCUUUUUACCGUGAGCGCGCGAGUCAAACGUAUAAUGCGUUCUGGUACUUCGUCGGCUCGAGUCUCGCCGAGAUCCCGUACUGCUUCGCCAGUUCGCUGCUCUUCACGGUGGUCUUCUACUGGUUUGUGGGCUUCCAGGGUUUCAUGGCCGCUGUGCUCUUCUGGCUCAUCCUGUCGCUCACGAUCCUCAUGCAAGUCUACAUGGGCAUGAUGUUCGCGUACGCGCUGCCGAGCGAGGAAGUGGCCGCCAUCAUCGGCGUGCUCAUCAACUCGGUCUUCAUCCUCUUCAUGGGCUUCAGUCCGCCGGCGUACGCCAUCCCGUCCGGCUACAAGUGGCUCUACACCAUCUCGCCGCUCAAGUUCCCCAUGUCGGUCAUGGUGGCGGUCGUCUUCGCCGACUGCGACGAGCUGCCGACCUGGAACGAGACGACGCAGGCGUACGAGAACAUCGGCUCGAACCUAGGCUGCCAGCCCAUGGCCAACGCGCCCGCCGACAUUGGCCACAUCACCAUCAAGGAGUACACGGAGGAGUACUUCGGCAUGAAGCACAGCACCAUCGCGCGCAACUUCGGCAUCGUGAUCGGCUGCCUCGUGCUCUUCCGCAUCUUGGGCCUGCUCGCGCUGCGCUUCAUCAACCACCAGAAGAGAUAG